AUGCGAGGUAAGGCCUCAGCAGAAUUUAUUUUUGACGCAGUUCCAGAACGAUCACUACGAGCUAGACUUCGAAAAACAAAGCAAGAGCGACUGGAAGCGUUAGAAGAAAUUCUGGCAGCUUCUGAAUCUGAUAACGAGGAAAUCCUCUCCAUUCAUUCUGAGCAUUCAGAUUCGCAGGCAGAAACGAUGGCGGACCCUGUAGAAAGGAGCAGUAAAGGGAAAGGUGUAGUUGAAAAUAAUGACGAGGAAAAGGAACCAUUGUUGGAGGUAGACUUAGAGAUAAGAGAAAAUGAGUCAGAAGCUGAGGAAGUGGUGGUGAUGGAACCAACACCGAAAGAGAAUGUGGUGGAACAAAAACAGAAGCCGGCAGUAAAACUUCCUUUUCUAGUAAGGAACAAGAAAAAAGGACAACAUGAGAAGAAUUUUGAAAAGUUCUUGGAGAUGUUCAAGAAGCUGGAGAUUAAUAUCCCAUUCUUGGAGGCAUUAGAACAAAUGCCUACUUAUGCAAAAUUUAUGAAGGACAUCAUCUCCAAGAAAAUAACCAUCGAUCGUGACCCUAUUAUUCUAACCGAAACGUCAUUCAAGAAAGCUCUAAUUGAUUUGGGAGCAAGUGUGAGCCUUAUGCCGUUAUCUAUCUACAAGAGAUUGGGGAUAGGUAAUGUACAAGAUACAAGAAUGACACUCCAGUUUGCUGACCACUCUGUUAAAAGACCUUAUGGGAUAGUGGAAGACGUGCUUGUGAAAAUUGACAAAUUUGUGUUCCCAAUAUAUUUUGUAAUUCUAGAGAUGCCGGAAGAUGAGGAGAUCCCUAUUAUUUUAGGAAGGCCAUUUUUAGAGACAGGGCGAUGUUUGAUAGACAUUGAAGAAGGCACAAUGACUCUGAAGGUUUAUGAUGAAGAGAUAAAGAUUGAUGUGCGCAACACCAUGAAGUACAAGGACGAUAUAGCAACUAGUCAACAUAUUGAGGUGAUUGAUCAAAUUUGUACUAAUGAGAAUUCUUUGAACAUACAACAAUUACCCUUGGAAAAAGUGUUGAGCUCGUCUGUUUGCGACAAAGAGGAAGCUGCUGAUGAAAGAGAAGUGGAAGUAGUGGCUAUGAUGGAAGCAAGUCCCAUAUUCAAAAGUUCUAGACAAAACCGGUGGGAGGAUCUUAGACAACCUUUGGUUGAAGGAAAGAAGGAGGAGCCUAAGAAGGGGGCUGAAUUAAAACAACUCCCGGAGAAUUUAAAAUAUGUUUUCCUUGAUGCUGAAAGUAGGUGUCCGGCCAUCAUAAACUCGGACCUUGAACGGUUGCAGGAACUUAAGCUAGUAGAAGUGUUAAAGAAACAUAAAAGUGCCAUGGGAUGGUCUAUUGAAGAUUUAAAAGGGAUCAGUCCUACAAUGUGA
Vicia villosa (hairy vetch) is the source of this 1386-nucleotide messenger RNA. RefSeq lists its product as uncharacterized. The transcript is spliced from 3 exons. The record is from RefSeq and is a predicted model, not a curated record. Bases 1 to 1386 code for a protein of 461 amino acids. NCBI's taxonomy places the organism in Eukaryota, Viridiplantae, Streptophyta, Magnoliopsida, Fabales, Fabaceae. Gene Ontology annotation, biological process: proteolysis. Gene Ontology annotation, molecular function: aspartic-type endopeptidase activity.